AUGGCCGACGCAGUACCCCAGCUGAGGGAUCCUUCUCUCUUCAUUCAGAAGAACUUCAUCAACAAUGAGUGGGUAGACUCCAUCUCAGGCAAGACUUUCAAUGUUUAUGACCCCGCGACGGGGUCGACCAUCGGCUCAUGUCCUGAGUCAACCCCUGAAGAUGCGGAGAGUGCCAUUCAAGCCGCUUCAGCCGCUCUUCCUGUCUGGAAGUCAGCUACAGGACGGGACCGCUCAAGGAUUCUGCGACAGUGGUACGAGUUGGUUCUGGGUAACAAGGACGACCUAGCGACGCUUAUUACGUUGGAGAACGGCAAGUCCAAGGCCGAUGCAGCUGGUGAGGUUCUCUUUGCGGCGAGCUUCAUCGAGUGGUUUGCCGAGGAGGCGCCACGGAUUUAUGGCGAUAUCAUCUCCCACAGCCAGUCGAGCUUCAGGAUCUCUACCUUGAGAGAGCCCAUUGGCGUAUGCGGCCUCAUCACACCAUGGAACUUCCCAGCCGCAAUGAUUGCUCGGAAACUCGCUCCAGCCCUCGCCGCUGGCUGCACCUCGAUUCUAAAACCCGCCUUCGAAACACCCUUCACGGCCAAUGCGCUCCUCUCUCUCCUCUCCCGCACGUCACUCCCACCCGGCGUUGUCAACUCCAUUACCGCACAUGCUAACACCCCCUCGAUCGGCCAAACCCUCUGCUCCUCCAAUAUUGUUCGCAAAAUCUCCUUCACUGGCUCGACACGCGUAGGCAAGCUUCUUAUGAGCCAAUGCAGCGGGACCCUAAAGAAGAUGAGUCUGGAGCUAGGUGGUAAUGCGCCCUUUAUAGUGUUUGAUGAUGCAGAUCUGGACGUUGCUGUGAAAGCAGCUGUGACAAGUAAGUUCAAGUCUUCGGGUCAGACUUGCGUGUGCUCGAACCGCAUCUUUGUACAGAAGGGGGUGUAUGAUGAGUUUUUGAGGAGGCUGAGGGAGGAAGUCGGCAAGUUCAAGGUUGGGUCUGGGUUUGAUCCCAAGACAACGCAUGGACCUCUCAUCUCUGCGGCGGCUGUUCAAAGACUUGAAGGUCUCGUGAGCGAGGCGGUGCAGGGCGGUGCCAAGGUCGAGUGCGGCGGUUCAGCCCUUAAGGAUCAAGGCUCCAAUUUCUUCGCCCCAACGAUUCUCAGUAACGUGAACACCUCCAUGCGCGUUGUAGACGAGGAGAUCUUCGGCCCUGUAGCUCCAGUUUUCAGCUUCGAUGAAGAAGAAGCCAUCGUCCAGGUCGCCAACAAAUGCGAUGUCGGCCUUGCCUCUUACAUCUUCACACAGGAUCUGAACCGCGCGACGAGAAUCACCGAACAGCUUCAAUUCGGCAUGGUCGCAGUCAAUAGUGGCGUUGUAUCUGACGCUGCUGCUCCCUUUGGCGGAGUCAAACACUCGGGUCUUGGUCGCGAGGGAAGCAAGUACGGCAUCGAUGAUUACCUACAGAUCAAAACGGUGGUGCUGGGCAACGUCAAUGUGCAACACCGCGCCCUCUUGUAG
Molecule: messenger RNA, 1500 nt
Organism: Fusarium musae
Lineage: Eukaryota; Fungi; Ascomycota; Sordariomycetes; Hypocreales; Nectriaceae
Exons: 5
Coding region: 1-1500 (499 amino acids)
Biological process (GO): GABA catabolic process
Molecular function (GO): succinate-semialdehyde dehydrogenase (NAD+) activity
Source: RefSeq, a predicted model, not a curated record